Aspergillus versicolor CBS 583.65 is the source of this 1273-nucleotide messenger RNA. RefSeq lists its product as uncharacterized. The transcript has a single exon. The record is from RefSeq and is a predicted model, not a curated record. Lineage: Eukaryota; Fungi; Ascomycota; Eurotiomycetes; Eurotiales; Aspergillaceae. The coding region runs from base 144 to 1169 and encodes 341 amino acids.
GCAUAGCGCCUUGGCAUCUCGUAUCGACGCCCAGCCAAGACAAUACCCUACGCCUCAAAGUCUGAUGGCGGCGCCUGACCAGGGAAUGUUAAAGUGGGAGAAGCCCCCUCGAUCCUCUUCUCAUCACUCACAUCAUCCGCGCCAUGCGAUUCCUACCAUCCACCAGCCUCUGGUGGCUAUCCCUUUCCUCCCUCGCCAUCGCGUCCGAAAUCCCCUAUGACGCGCAGAUCGAAAUCGACGUGCUCUUCCCCCGCAACGAAACCUACAACAACCUGACCAGCUUCCCAGUCGUGCUCGCAAUCCAAGACGUAAAGUCCGCGUACCGCUUCGAAUGGGAGAUAAGCUGGACAAUGUACAACGCGGCACCGGGAGCGCGCGAAUUGGACUAUACUAGCGGAUAUGGGAGCUAUUCAAAUAUCGGGAAUAACCACUUCCAGUGGUACUUUGAUGAUGUAGCUGUUGUGCCGAUGAUGGGGUAUAACUUUACCAAGAUGAAGCCGGGCCCUUAUAGGCUUGAGUGGGAGUAUUAUACGACGCCUUGCACGAACAGGCCGCCGAAUACGAUCGUAUAUAAUAUCCGGCAGGUGAUUGCGUCUGGGGUGCAGUUCUUUAGUGUUGUUGAGGAUGGGAGUGGCUUGGACUUUGAGAUUCCGGUGGACGAGUGUCCCGCUUUUGGUGAUUUGUGGGCUGUCAAGGAGUCGACGUACUUGUAUUGUCCGUUUCUUCGAGAUAGUGAUGAUGGUGAUAAGGAUCCGUGCAAGGCCAAGUUGCAGAAUAGGGAGCAGGUGGACUGUAUCAGGGAUUAUCUGUUUGAGGGUACAAGGCAAGUGCCUAAUAAUGAGACAGAAGCCUGUCGUUCCGCGUUCAAGAGGGCCGAUGUUGCUUGGUUGGAACCGUUGAGUGAUGAUGGAGAUGAGGACGAAGGUAACGACGACGGUAGUUCUGACAAUGACGACGGCGGUUCUGACAAUGACGACGGCGGUUCUGACAAUGACGACGGCGGUUCUGACAAUGACGACGGCGGUUCUGACAAUGACAACGGCGGUUCUGACAAUGACGACGGCGGUUCUUCUGACAAACAGGACGACACCGAGGGCUAUGCUGUUUCUCAUCGGCCAGGCUUGUUUGGUGUUGCGGUUCUGGGGUUGUUAGCUGUGGCGGCCAUGUAGUAAUCAAUCACGCACAAUAAGGAGAUGAAUGAUGAUAAUCCAUGUUCCCGGGAGUUAAUUGAUACUUCCAUCCGGUUUCCGAAUAGAAAUCCCCCGAUAGUGAC